AUGCCGAGUCAAUAUUGCCUGGAACCAGUUGUGUCAUUCGAUAUUCAGAAUUCACAAGAUUUGCAGUUGGACCUGUCAAUAACUCUGGAAGCCUUCAGGUUUCGCUCCUGUGUGAAAGUAGUGAAUGUUCCAUCCAUAGAUAGCAGUGCAGAUCAUUUACUCUUCUCGUUUUAUCUCAGGGAUAUGAAAACACAAUACGAAAUGUGGAGUUCUAGAAAGAUUAAAGUAGAUAAGGUCACUGGUCCAAUCGAAACCGAAAACUUCCCAAAUGUGAAGUUCAAGGUUUUGAUAGGUUCGUCCAGUCAGGUCCACGAUUUUACUCUUGUAGAUCUGCCUUGCCUCAAUCCUUAUGACUAG
Lactuca saligna is the source of this 357-nucleotide messenger RNA. Lineage: Eukaryota; Viridiplantae; Streptophyta; Magnoliopsida; Asterales; Asteraceae. The record is from the annotation of a GenBank genome assembly.